UGACAGAUCCCCUCGUCCGAAUUCCCAACUGGGGAGAUACUCACUCAGAAGCCAAAUCCUGCGUUAAUUACCUCUACAAUUCUCGAUCGCUUUGGGGCAAGAAUGACAGACCCACCUUCUCCAAACCCAUCCUCCGCCCACGUUCCCCAAACACUCAAAACCGCCUUCCCACAAGCCCGUGUCAAAACCAUAAUGCGCGAAGACAAGGAUCUAUCUGCAGUCUCACAUGACGCCGUCUUUGCAGCGACAUUGGCUACCGAAAUGUUUUUAGAGUACUUGGUUGAUAAAAGUUUUGAGAAUACCAAGAAGGAGAUGAGAAAGAUUGUUAGUUAUAAGGAUGUUGCGCGGGCUGUUGGUGAUCAUGGAGAAAUGGCAUUUUUGGAAGAUGUGAUUCCCCCAACAUUGUCCGUACGACAGGCCCUGGAAAACAAGGCGAAAAUUGAUAAACAGCGAGAUGGGGUUGCAUAGUGGCCGAAUGUAAUAGUGCGGAGAACCGUAUCGACUUUUCCGCAUUGUGAUCUUGUAUAUAAGGUUGGAUGUGGAGAGUAUAUAAUAGAGAGUCUCAAAAGACUAGAGUAAUACCCCAAGACCGAAAUUUCACAAACAAAAAUCGAC
Spizellomyces punctatus DAOM BR117 is the source of this 615-nucleotide messenger RNA. RefSeq lists its product as uncharacterized. The coding region runs from base 103 to 468 and encodes 121 amino acids. Lineage: Eukaryota; Fungi; Chytridiomycota; Chytridiomycetes; Spizellomycetales; Spizellomycetaceae. Gene Ontology annotation, cellular component: nucleus; CHRAC. Gene Ontology annotation, molecular function: protein heterodimerization activity. The transcript has 2 exons. The record is from RefSeq and is a predicted model, not a curated record.